UAAUUUUAAAUUUUAUCUUGUCAAUGAUUUUAUCUGUGGUAAAUACCGGUGAAAGAUGGCGGAUGAUAGUUUACCUGCAGGUUGGGAGAAACGUUUAAGUCGAUCUACAGGUCAACAUUAUUACCUCAACAUUUACACAAAAGAGUCCCAAUGGGACGUUCCAGACAAACCAGCUGAACCAGCAAAUUCUGCUGGUCCUGAACAGGUUCAAUGUUCCCAUCUUCUUGUAAAACAUAAGGAUUCCAGAAGACCGUCUUCCUGGAGAGAAGAACACAUUACAAGGACUAAAGAAGAGGCCCUGGAGCUCGUAAAAUCAUAUAGAGAGCAAAUAGUUCAUGGAAAAGCAUCUUUUGCUGAUUUAGCACAGAAAUGUUCUGAUUGUUCUUCUGCGAAAAGGGGCGGAGAUCUGGGACCGUUCGGGAAAGGAGCCAUGCAGAAACCUUUUGAAGAAGCUGCAUUCUCUCUUAAAGUAGGGGAACUUAGUGACCCAGUUUUUACUGAUUCAGGGGUUCACAUAAUUCUACGCACUGUAUAAAUGAAUUAUUUGGCAUUUCUCACACUCUAGUUACAAAGAAAAACCUGUAUUUAUUAUUGUAAUCAUUACUUUUAAAUGUUUCAAUUUAUCUUGUUGAUUUCAAAUCAAAAAAAAUAUUCCCUUUCAAUAUUGUUAUAAUGGCUUACACCUGUAUGCUUUUUCAAUUGAUUAGCUUGCUCUUUAUUGUAAAAAGUAAAAGUUUAUUUAUUUUAUCUCUAAUAUGUAGCAGCUGUUUCCUGUUAUCUGUUUCAAAUGCAUAUUUUCAUUUAUGUGACUGGCAUUAAUGAAUUAAAGAGUAUGUACUAUACAAUUGAAGUGUGCUGGACUAUAUGAGUCCUGUAGGGUAAGUUUUAUGGGAUUUAAUUAAUGUUAUUUUAAAGGACUGAUUUUUAAAUUAAAUCAGAUAUAUGUGUUAAUUGCGGUGUUUUUGUUACGUAAUACUAAUAAAAUACAUAGAUGAACAUCUUGUAAAAUGUUUCAGCAAUAUUUGUCUUUUAUAUUUUUUUAAUUAGUGUAUUUAACAGUACUACAUAGAAUAUAUACCUUGUACUCGGUUUAGUAUUUAAUAAAAGUUAAGGUGAA
Messenger RNA from Agrilus planipennis (emerald ash borer), 1117 nucleotides. Its product is annotated as putative peptidyl-prolyl cis-trans isomerase dodo. Gene Ontology annotation, cellular component: cytosol; nucleus. Lineage: Eukaryota; Metazoa; Arthropoda; Insecta; Coleoptera; Buprestidae. The record is from RefSeq and is a predicted model, not a curated record. Bases 56 to 535 code for a protein of 159 amino acids. The transcript is spliced from 3 exons. Gene Ontology annotation, molecular function: peptidyl-prolyl cis-trans isomerase activity; protein binding.